This is a messenger RNA of Caenorhabditis auriculariae, 2515 nucleotides long. Lineage: Eukaryota; Metazoa; Nematoda; Chromadorea; Rhabditida; Rhabditidae. The record is from the annotation of a GenBank genome assembly.
AUGGCUGGUGUUACGGAACGGAGCUCGCCGGCUCUGGGCGCAGGCCAGAAUGGCAUAGAAAUCAACAAGUGUUUUUUUGUCUAAUGUAAGCUUCCAAUCUUCAUUUUUUAGCGACGAGAUUCAACAGUGGAUUCUCGACCUGAAGGAUCCAAGGAAGAGAGAGGUAUGAAAAUGGAAUUUAUCCUUCUACGAAAGGAUUGCAGAAUGCUCUCCUCGAACUGAGCAAAAAAAGAGACAGCGUUCCAGAACUGCCCAUUUGGCUUUGGUAUUCGUUCGGCACGAUGGCCGCGCUCUUGCAGGAGGUCCAUUUUUGGAUUUUCGUCUCAAAAGUUUUUUUUUGGAAAGAUUGAGAAAAGACGCAGAGAAAAUGUUGUCAAGCGUUUUUUUUUUGUUUUUGAAAAAGUGGGAAGAAAAUUGAAUCUUCGCUUAACUUGAAAAAUCGGAGAUUUUUCUGCAGGUAGUGGCGAUCUACCCGGCCAUCAUGCCAGCCAACCUUUCCGCUGUGCAGUCGAAUCGCGUUUGCAACGCCCUCGCCUUGAUGCAAUGUGUGGCGAGUCACCGGGACACUCGAGCUCCCUUCCUUCAAGGUUGCUACUCCUUCGAAACCGCACAAAUGGCGACUUUCAGCCCAUAUUCCCUUGUAUUUGUACCCAUUUCUGCACACGACGAAAGCGUCACGUUCCUUUGAAUAUCUGCGUCUGACAUCUCUUGGCGUCAUCGGAGCUCUCGUCAAAACCGAAGACAAAGAUGUUCGUCAAUUUUCCAUCUGAAAAGUAUAACUCUGAAAAAAAAAUUAUAGCUCAUGAAAUUUGCAACUGAUUUGGGAGCGCGAAUUUCAAGCGAGUUAGUGAUUUUUAAACUUGCAGUGAAGUACUUUAAAAAAGCUGCAAAACAUAUUUUUAGUGACAAAAAUCUUAUACCUGCGUAAACGAUUUCAUGGUGUUGUGGUGGCCUAUGAGAUGGUGAACUGGAACUCGAAUGUGAUUUUAAAUAUGAAGGAAUUGAGAAUUAUCUCAGGGAGAAGUUCAACAAAGCUCAUUAUCGGUCCAUUCUUUAAACUACAACACGGAUUUGUCAUUAUAAGCCCAGUUACAGUUAAGUUUUUCUAAUUUGAAAUGCGGUGGAGGGACGUUUACUGUAGCAAUUUGUUACAGUAUUUGGCAGUAAGUACGAAUUCAAAGGCGAGCCUAAACUAUAAAUUUGAAAAUUUGAAAAAUUGUACAUUUCAGUCGUUCAAUUGAAAUACCAAUUGAAAUAUCAACAAAAAAAUAUUGAAAUUGGUUAUGGUAGGCUUGAUUUUCUUUUAACAAAUAAAAAAAAUGAAUCUGAAAUUGAAGAGCUCCCUUUUAAAGAAAUAUCACCUGGAGAAAAGUGGGCAUUUUGGAAAAAAAAAGUUGUAAACAGGGAUCGGCGGCCCUGAAAUUUGGUCUGCCCCAUGUAUGGGCUAGGUGAAACAAAAAAUAAGGAAAAUAAAAAUGGGAAAAAAGUCUGUAAUGCUUCGAAGAUCUUGCUUUCAGCAAUUGCUGACGGUGAUCAGUUUCUUGCUCUCGACGGAGAUCAUUCCACUCUGCUUGCGCAUCAUGGAGCAAGGGACUGAGUUGUCCAAAACUGUCGCCACCUUCAUCCUCCAGAAAAUUCUCCUCGACGACACUGGCCUCGCCUACAUCUGCCAGACUUACGAACGUUUCAGUCACGUUGCCAUGAUUCUGGUAAGGUCAUCAAGAACUUAUUCUGAACUUUUACUUUAUCAGGGAAAAAUGGUGUUGAAACUUGCUCGUGAGCCCUCGUCGCGUCUUCUGAAGCACGUCAUCAGAUGCUAUAGUCGGCUCAGCGACAAUUCUAGGUUUCUUAUGCAUUAUUUUUUUACGGUGAGGUAGGAGAGCAUCCAAAGGUUUAGAAAAAUAGAAUAAAGAGUUUUUUUUUUUCAAUGGUGUUAGGUAAAGUUUAUUAGAACAGAGUCUUAGUCUCUUCUGAAAAUGAAGUUUAUGAUCUAAUAUUUAUUAUCACCAUAAAAAUGUUUGUCCCGCCCUUUUCCUUGUCUGACUAGACUUCUUUUCUUUAUGAGUAAAAAGUUUUUUAUGGUUUUUUUUUCUCAAAUGUUGCCCUUUUUUGAGUUUUCUCACCUAAGAAGUUGUAUAUUGUAAUUUUUUAGAAGUGACUAGGCAGAUUCCCCAAUGACGGUCUUCAUGUGUUAGUUAAUGAAGAAAUGCGGGUCGCAAAACUUAAAAUUCUUAAAAACUGAUGCAACUUUUUUGUUUUUAGCUAUAGAGCUCAGCUCGCACUGCGGCAGUGCCUGCCGGAUCAGUUGAAAGAUCUGACUUUCAAGAAGCUUCUCAAAGACGACGUGAGCACAAUGAACUGGCUGCGGACGCUGAUGAAGAAUCUGGGUUAGUGAAUAAUGGAGGAAGCGUGGCAUUUCUGAGUGUCACUCUCAGAUAUCACUUGCGCUCUGCUCGACGAAGACAAGGAAAACGGACCUCCUCCUCCUCCUCCCCCGGCCGUGGCCAACCCUUGA